Anoplopoma fimbria (sablefish) is the source of this 1335-nucleotide messenger RNA. Its product is annotated as fibulin-7-like. The coding region runs from base 1 to 1335 and encodes 444 amino acids. NCBI's taxonomy places the organism in Eukaryota, Metazoa, Chordata, Actinopteri, Perciformes, Anoplopomatidae. Gene Ontology annotation, molecular function: calcium ion binding. The transcript is spliced from 7 exons. The record is from RefSeq and is a predicted model, not a curated record.
AUGAAGAUCGCUCUGCUGAUUCUGUGUCUUCAUCACAUGUCCUCCUCCUCCUCCUCCUCUUCUUCUGCUCAGGAGUGUCCGUCCACCCACGACCUGCUGACCUCGCUGAAGCAGGUGGAGAAGAUGUUGGCGGUCCACGAGGCGUCGUACCAGCAGGGCCUGCGCUCCCUCAGGAAGAAGAUGAGCGCUCUGCACAACAGCACCAUGGCCAUCUUCAAGACCGGCGCUUCCUGCUCCAAACCAGAACCCCCAGCUCACGGACGCAGACUGGGCCGGGUGUUUGGCAUCGGACACGAGGUCCACUUCAUGUGCAAGCCCGACUUUGAGCUGAUUGGACCGCGCACACGGGUGUGUUUGGAGUCUCUGAGGUGGAGCGGACAGCAGCCGAUGUGCAGACGAUUCAACAGCACAGGAAACUCCCUGGCCUCCUUCUCUCCUGCUGCUCCUUCCUCCUCCCUCCCUGUCUCUUUACCUCUGUCAGCCUCCUCCUCCUCCUCCUCCUCCUCCACCUCCACCUCCUCCUCCUCCUCCUCCACCUCUUCGGGAUCUUCACCUUCUGCGUCUUCCUCUUCAUCCCCCACUUCUUCCUCUCCGCCCUCCUCCGUCCGUCCGUCUCACUGCACUCACUUCCUGGGCUCCACCCGCUGCACCUGUGACGUGGGUUUCACCAUAUCAGGACGCGACAACAACAUCUGCACAGACAUCGACGAGUGUCGUCUGUUUCCUCUCGCUCAGCCCGGCCGGCUCUGCGUCCAUCAGUGUGUGAACACUCCCGGCAGCUUCCACUGCUUCUGUCCAACCGGCUACGACCUCUCCAGAGACGGGCGCAGCUGCACAGACAUCGACGAGUGUGAGAACCGGAUGAACAACUGCACAGCGGAGCAGGCGUGUGUGAACACCUACGGAGGGUUCCAGUGUGCGACGGUGGAGUGUCCUCACAUGAACAACGCCACGUACAUCAAGACGUCUCCAAUGCGCUGUGAGAGGAACCCGUGCAUGCUGGGAGACAAAUCGUGCUCUCAGGCGCCAAACUCCAUCUCCUUCCACUUCCUGUCCGUGGUGUCCAACAUGACCGCCCCACGCGUCCUCUUCCGGGUGUCAGCAGCUCGCGUCCUUGGCGACACACUGCGUUUCGGCCUGGCGGGCGGUCGUGGGCGGGGCCACUUCAGCAUGCAGCGCUCCGGCCGACAGACGGGCACCCUCCUCCUGGUGACGCCCAUCAAGGGCCCCGCCACGCUGGAGGCCGAGGUGGAGAUGAGCGAGCUGGAGCACAACAACCUGCUGGGCCGCUACCUCACCAAGGUCACCCUGUUCGUUUCUCCCCACGAGUUCUAG